This is a messenger RNA of Musca domestica (house fly), 1694 nucleotides long. RefSeq names its product nitrilase and fragile histidine triad fusion protein NitFhit (gene NitFhit). The record is from RefSeq and is a predicted model, not a curated record. NCBI's taxonomy places the organism in Eukaryota, Metazoa, Arthropoda, Insecta, Diptera, Muscidae. Gene Ontology annotation, biological process: nucleobase-containing compound metabolic process. Gene Ontology annotation, molecular function: bis(5'-adenosyl)-triphosphatase activity; hydrolase activity, acting on carbon-nitrogen (but not peptide) bonds, in linear amides. The coding region runs from base 161 to 1624 and encodes 487 amino acids. The transcript has a single exon.
CUGGAAUAUAUACGGCAAAACAACACUAUUAGAAAAAAGAGUGCAAAGAAGAGGAAAAAAAGACGAUAACAACCUUCUAAGCAAGCGGUUGCAGCAAGAAAAGAAACAACGGGAGAGGACGGUACGGUCGGUCGUUAACUACGCUAAUAAAUUCUCAUCAAUGUUAAUUCAACGUUAUUCAAUCGACUCGUUAGCCAGAGUUUGCCAUAACUACAAAUACUUAGUGACAACAAACAUCUUGCGACUACGGAAAAUGUCGUCCUCAGCUUCAGCACCCCCGCCAACAACAACUGCACCUGAUGCUGCAAAGUCCAUUAUUGCCAUAACACAAAUGCGCAGCACCAGCGACAAAGGCGAAAAUAUACGUCAAGUUGAAAAGCUGUUGCAGGAGGCGAAAAAGCAAUGUGCCUCCUUUGUUUUCCUGCCAGAAUGUUGUGAUUUUGUUGGAGAGAAUAGAAAUCAAACUUUGGAACUGGCCGAACCACUGACGGGUCCCACACUAACCAAAUAUCAAAGUUUGGCCAAGGAAUAUGAUGUAUGGCUAUCGCUGGGUGGCAUACACGAGUCCGUGCUGGACGAAUACGAAAGGAAAACCGAUAAGAUUUACAAUUCCCAUGUUGUGGUCAACAAUAAGGGGGAAUUGGUGAAGAUUUAUCGCAAAUUGCAUCUCUUCGAUGUGGAGACACCGGAAUAUAGCUUUAAAGAAUCUAAAGUUGUAAAACCGGGGCCAAAGCUAAUACCCCCGGUGGACACACCAAUUGGAAAAGUGGGUUUGCAGAUAUGUUAUGAUAUGCGUUUUGCGGAGAGUAGCUUGAUUCUGCGUAAACAGGGAGCCGAGAUUUUAACCUAUCCCUCGGCCUUUUCCUAUCCCACGGGUAAAGCUCAUUGGGAAAUUUUACUCAGAGCCCGGGCCAUUGAAAACCAAUGCUUUGUUUUGGCUCCAGCUCAAAUUGGCUAUCACAAUGAUAAGCGCCGUAGCUGGGGUCAUGCCAUGGCUGUCAAUCCUUGGGGUAAAAUUUUGGCCGAUUUGGGCGACAAAGAUGACCUCAAGGUGGGCAUUGUUGAAAUCGAUUUGGCUACGAUUGAACCCAUAAGGGCUUCCAUGCCUUGUUUCAAUCAUAGGCGAGAUGAUAUCUACAGUUUAACAGCUUAUGGCAGUGGAACUACGGAACCUCUGGAAGAUCGCACCUUUGCCAAAAAUGUUAUAAAUAAGGACACAAUAUUCUUCGAAACCCCCUACUGUUUUGCAUUUACCAAUCUGUGCUGUGUGGUCGAAGGACAUGUUUUGGUCUCAACCAAACGUUCCGUGCCCCGUCUCAAUGCCCUGAACUCGGCAGAAAUGAGUGAUCUGUUCAAUACUGUAUGUCGUGUACAGAGAAUGUUGGAAUCCAUAUAUCAUACAACAGCAGCUACUGUGACGGUGCAAGAUGGUGCCGAUGCCGGACAGACUGUACCCCAUGUCCACUUCCACGUUAUGCCUCGGCGACCCGGCGAUUUUAGACACAAUGAUCAGAUCUAUGUGAAGCUAGAGGAUCAAGUGGAAAACAAAGUCCCCCGCUCAAUGGAAGAACGCAUCCAGGAGGCACGAAAGUAUAGAAGUGUUAUGAAAUCAUUAAAGUUGUAGACCAGCCGAUUAAUUAAACGAAGACGACGACGAUUAAUAAAAGAUAGUUAGCUAUAUUUUAGCAAUAACA